This is a messenger RNA of Acanthamoeba castellanii str. Neff, 384 nucleotides long. RefSeq names its product 60s Acidic ribosomal protein. NCBI's taxonomy places the organism in Eukaryota, Discosea, Longamoebia, Acanthamoebidae. Gene Ontology annotation, molecular function: protein kinase activator activity; ribonucleoprotein complex binding; structural constituent of ribosome. Gene Ontology annotation, cellular component: ribosome; cytosolic large ribosomal subunit. The annotation marks the transcript as partial. Gene Ontology annotation, biological process: translational elongation; cytoplasmic translation. The transcript has 2 exons. The record is from RefSeq and is a predicted model, not a curated record.
UGGCCGCCACUCUUGCUACUCUCCCCAAGGAGGAGAUCAACGAUCUCGAUCACCUAUGCCGCCCUCCUUCUCCACGAUGGUGGCGUCAACGUGACUGGUGACAAGCUCGCCCAGGUCGUGAAGGCUGCCAACGUCGAUGUGCCCCCCUUCUACGUGAAGCUCUACGCCCGCGUUCUGGCCAACCGCAACCUCGACGAUCUCCUGUUCCAGACCGUCGCCGUCGCUCCCUCGGCUGCCCCCGCCGCUGGUGCUGCCGCCCCCGCUGAGGCCGCUGCCGCUGGUGGCGACAAGCCCGCUGGCAAGCCCGCCAAGGUUGAGGAAGAGGAGGAGGCUGAGGACAUGGAUGCCGGUGGUCUCUUCGGCGGUGGUGAUGACGAUUACUAA